Messenger RNA from Varanus komodoensis (Komodo dragon), 1152 nucleotides. Its product is annotated as vesicular inhibitory amino acid transporter-like. The record is from RefSeq and is a predicted model, not a curated record. Gene Ontology annotation, cellular component: vacuolar membrane. Gene Ontology annotation, biological process: amino acid transmembrane transport. The transcript has 2 exons. Gene Ontology annotation, molecular function: amino acid transmembrane transporter activity. Lineage: Eukaryota; Metazoa; Chordata; Lepidosauria; Squamata; Varanidae. The coding region runs from base 1 to 1152 and encodes 383 amino acids.
AUGCUGGGGAUUUUUGUUCUAGGUUUGCCAUAUGCUCUCCUGCACAGUGGAUAUAGUGGGCUGCUUCUUAUUAUCCUGGCUGCAGUUUUCUGCUGCUACACUGGCAAAAUUCUAAUCGCUUGCCUGUAUGAAGAAAAUGAAGAUGGGCAGCUUGUAAGAGUGAGAGGCACAUAUGAAGACAUCGCUAAUGCCUGCUGCAAAAAGCUAUUUCCGAAACUUGGUGGCAGAGUUGUCAACAUGACUCAGGUGAUGGAACUGAUCAUGACAUGCAUUUUGUAUCUGGUUGUUAGUGCGAACUUGCUGUCACAUAGCUUUCCAGCUCUACCAGUGACUGAGAAAACAUGGUCAGCAAUUGCAUUUGUGGGUCUGCUGCCUUGUGUGUUUAUCAAAACCCUCAAAAUUGUAUCUAAGCUCAGCCUCCUCUGCUCCUUGGUCCACUUUGUUAUUAUCUUUGUAGUGAUCACUUAUUGCCUCACCCAAAUGCACCGAUGGUCGUGGGCAAGAUUCAAGCUCUCUGUGGAGUUCGAGAAUAUCCUGGUUUCUGCAGGAGUGAUCAUUUUCAGUUACACAUCACAGAUAUUUCUUCCUACCCUUGAAGGGAGCAUGCAGAAUCCUAGAGAAUGCCAAUCCAUGUUGAACUGGACUCACUUCUUGGCUUGCAUCUUCAAGACAGUCUUUGCACUGACAGCAUUCCUGACAUGGGGAAAAGAAACAAAGGAGGUUAUCACUGAUAACCUUCCAUCAUCAUUACAGACCUUGGUAAAUUUGUGCCUCUUGAUCAAGGCACUCUUAUCUUACCCAUUGCCCUUCUUUGCUGCCACAGAGAUCUUGCAUGGCUGCAUAUCUCCAAGCCACGAAUGCAGUCCCAAUGCGCCAUGGCUUGCUACGGUUUUAAAAAGUUCCCUCCUCCUGUUGACUCUGCUAAUGGCCAUGUUCACCCCACAUUUUGCCCUUCUUAUGGGUUUAACUGGCAGUGUAGCUGGUUCCACAAUGACCUUCCUCCUUCCUUCUCUUUUCCACUUGAAGCUUAAAUGGGGAAAGUUAAUGUUCCUGGAGAAAUGUGCAGACAUUUCUAUGUUUAUCUUGGGCAUUUUUUGCAGCCUAGCUGGUGUUGCAUGUUCAAUAAAAGGUCUUUUGAAAAUGUUUGGAUAA